AUGGCGGGACGGACCGCGACGCGAACCCUGAACCGCCCGACCGCGACGACCGCGACGAACGCGAACAUUCACCGCCCCGAUUGCCGAGACCGAGGAAUAAUAAUGCUCGGGAGCAAGAGAUCGACAUCCGCUUUCCAAUUUGUUCAAAAAUGGCUUCUACCACAGUCUUUGGCCGUUGGUUGGACAUGCCCCGAGGCACUGGAGCUGCAUAAGUUCUUCAAACUCUUAGCUAGAAAUCGAUCGAAGAUCUCGUCUGAGAAACAUCGUGAAAAUAUCACCACUGUUCAGAACCUGCGCCAUUCAAUCGCCGGCAUCCGCCACGCUGCUGUGCACCGUAUGGUUCAAGACAGCGAUAGUCUGCUUUGA
Molecule: messenger RNA, 366 nt
Organism: Penicillium cosmopolitanum
Lineage: Eukaryota; Fungi; Ascomycota; Eurotiomycetes; Eurotiales; Aspergillaceae
Exons: 1
Coding region: 1-366 (121 amino acids)
Source: RefSeq, a predicted model, not a curated record